Messenger RNA from Gasterosteus aculeatus aculeatus (three-spined stickleback), 4259 nucleotides. Its product is annotated as membrane-associated guanylate kinase, WW and PDZ domain-containing protein 2-like. Gene Ontology annotation, cellular component: cell-cell junction; dendrite; cytoplasm. The record is from RefSeq and is a predicted model, not a curated record. Gene Ontology annotation, biological process: signal transduction; receptor clustering. Lineage: Eukaryota; Metazoa; Chordata; Actinopteri; Perciformes; Gasterosteidae. Gene Ontology annotation, molecular function: beta-1 adrenergic receptor binding; type II activin receptor binding; SMAD binding.
GGCUGCAGCCCGGUUCGCACAAAAAAAGGGGGCUGUGAUGACACGGUAAGGAGGGGCUAGCGUGCGGGCCAGUGCGCGGCGGAUCGACUCGAGCCCCAACGAUGUCUAAGAGCCUCAAGAAGAAGAACCACUGGACCAACAAAGUCCACGAAGCGGCGAUCACCCGCGGCAAGGACGGCGAGCUCGGGUUCGAGCUGAGGGGGGGCGCGGAGAUCGGCCAGUUCCCCUACUUCGGCGAGGUGAGGCAGGGCAAGGGUCUGCUCCAGAGCGGGAAGCUGGCCCAGGAUGAGCUGCUGCUGGAGGUCAACAACAUGCCGGUGGCCGGGCUCACCACCCGGGACGUGCUGGCCGUGAUUAAGCACUGCAAGGACCCGGUCCGCCUCAAGUGUGUCAAGCAAGGUGGGGUGGUUGACAAGGAUUUGCGGCACUACCUCAACCUGUGUUUCUCCAAGGGCUCAGUGGACCACGACCACCAGCAGAUCAUCAGAGACAACCUCUACCUCCGCACCGUUCCCUGUACCACCAGGCAGCCUAAGGAAGGGGAGGUGCCGGGGGUGGACUACAACUUUGUGAGCGUGGAGCGUUUUAUGGAACUGGAGCAAAGUGGAGCCCUGCUUGAGAGUGGAACUUAUGAAGACAACUUCUAUGGCACACCCAAACCUCCAGCGGAGCCGUCCCCCGCAGCGCCUCCUCUGAAUGUGAGUGAGGCCCUGCUGCCCGGAGCCCGGCCCAGUGCCCAGGGCAAGAGGAAGAGGAACCAGUCGGUCAGCAACAUGGAGCAGCGUGCCAGCCUGGAGCCGCCCGAGGAGGAGGAGGAGGAGAGCCCGGUUCUCAACGGCAACGGGGUGGCCAUCACGCCAGAGUCCAGUGAACACGAGGACAAGAGCACAGAUGCCUCCGGGGAAGUUGCUGUAGAAACGUCCAGCCAGGCCCCGACUUCCGUCGAGCCGCCCAACGAAGAAGAAGAAGAAGAAGAAGAGGAGGAGGAGGAGGAGGCCCCAAAAUCUCCCUCUAAAUCCCCCGUCAAAGUUCCAGACAUGGAUGAGGAAGAGCUUGGUCCUCUGCCGGACAACUGGGAGAUGGCGUACACCGAGAAGGGCGAGGUCUACUUCAUAGAUCACAACACCAAAACUACAUCCUGGUUGGAUCCUCGGCUGGCCAAGAAAGCAAAGCCACCAGAAGAAUGCAGAGAAGACGAGCUGCCCUACGGCUGGGAGAAGAUAGAUGACCCCAUCUACGGCAGCUACUACGUCGAUCAUAUCAAUCGAAGAACUCAGUUUGAGAACCCAGUCCUGGAAGCCAAGAGACGCCUGGAGCAGCAGAGGCAGAUGCAGAGCCAGGGACUCUCUGCUCUCCCACUACCCACUAUAUACAGAGAGAAGUCGUUGUUUACGAGGGACCCAACCCAGCUGAAGGGGAACUUCCUAUCGACGGCCCUGCAGAAGAGCAACAUGGGAUUUGGAUUCACGAUCAUCGGGGGCGACGAACCCGAUGAGUUCCUGCAAGUGAAGAGCGUGAUACCCGACGGGCCCGCUGCUCAGGACGGAAAGAUGGACACAGGUGAUGUCAUUGUCUACAUCAAUGACAUCUGUGUGCUUGGCACCACGCACGCCGAUGUGGUCAAGCUUUUCCAGUCCGUGCCAAUCGGCCAGAGUGUGACCCUCGUGCUCUGUCGAGGCUAUCCCCUGCCCUUUGACCCUGAGGAUCCGAGUGGCACAGCGAGCGCUUCCUUGACACCCAUCGGCAUGGAGCAUCGUCCCCUAGUGGUAAACGGCCGCGCCAGCUACGACCCGUACCUGGAGUAUCUGUCGUUGAGCUCCCAGCUUCCCCCUCAGGCUCUGGCCCAGGCCGGAGCCCCCCACCCCGGGGACACACAUUUGGAUGGCUCAUCUCUGCCGCCCACCACACCUGGUUCCGUAUCCGGACUCACGCCGCACGACGACAACGUGUCCAUGGCCUCCUCCGGGACCACGGGGGGCGCCGGGCACGCAGCACAGGGGGCGGAGUUUCUCACAGUUACCAUGGUGAAGGGGGCGGAGGGAUUCGGGUUCACCAUUGCCGACAGUCCCACCGGUCAACGAGUAAAACAGGUGCUCGACCCGGGCUCGCAGGGGGCGUCGGGGCUCGUGGAGGGAGACCUGAUCCUGGAGGUGAACCAGCAGCCAAUGGCUGCAGCCGGACACGGACGAGUGGUGGAGAUGCUUAAAGAGUGUCCCGUGGGAGCCGAGGCGACUCUCCUCAUACAGAGAGGAGCGACGGGCCACAUCUCGCCUCGAAAGGCCUCCAAACAGUUGCCUGACCAGUGGGAUCCACAUGGCAGCCCCCAAGCAAACCUGUCCGGCCCAGUUUUGCCGCCUGGCACACCCUUCCCAAACCAGCCGCAGCACCGCACGUCUGUGCCCGACUCCACCGAGGGCUUCGAUCUUAACAAACCUGACCCCUAUGACCUUUAUGAGAAGUCGAGGGCCAUCUAUGAGAGCCGACGUCCAGAGUAUGAAGAGGUGGAGGUUCACCUGCUGAGAGAGAAGACCGGGUUUGGCUUUCGUAUCCUAGGGGGAGACGAGGCCGUGCAGGCUAUUGUUAUCGGGGCGAUAAUAGAAAACACCCCCGCUGAGCGUGAUGGACGGCUUCGACCCGGGGACGAGCUCAUUUCCGUGGAUAAAAAUGUGGUUGCUGGGAAACCACACAAAUACGUAAUAGACUUGAUGCACGCAGCCGCGCGCAACGGUCAAGUCAGCUUGACUGUGAGAAGGAGAGUGCAAAUGCCUGGUGAACUGUGUCCUGUAAAUGGACGCAGGCCCGGCUCCGUGUCGACCCAGCACAGCUCUCCGCGUAGCGAUGCGGCCUCGGCUUCGGGCCCUCUGGCAGUCGUCGUGCCGACUGCCACCUCCCCUCCGGAGAGAUCCGCCCUGCAAACCAGUGAUGUGGUUAUUCACCGCAAGGACAACGAGGGCUUCGGCUUUGUCAUCAUCAGCUCCCUGAACAGACAGGAGAACGCCUCCGUCAUCACUGUGCCGCAUAAAAUAGGACGCAUCAUCGAGGGCAGCCCUGCGGACCGAUGUGGGAAGCUGAAAGUGGGCGACCGGAUCCUGGCCGUAAAUGGACAAUCCAUCAUCAGCAUGCCGCACGCAGAUAUCGUCAAGCUCAUUAAAGAUGCUGGGCUAACAGUCACUCUGCACAUCAUACCAGAGGAGGGAUCCCACUCUGGCCCCAGCUCGGAAAAGCAGAGCCCAAUGACCCAGAAACACAGCCCCCAGAACCAGCACAGCCCUGUAGCACAGCCCGGCCAAGGAGGCACCCAGCCCGGCCUAAUGGCCUCCCAGCCGGGUCAAAUGCCUGUGCAGCCCGGCCAGGCGCCAGCACAGACUAGCCAGGCAGUAACUGGCCCUUCUGUAACGGCGGCCUCCCAUCCUGCGCCUGCCGGAACCCAGCACAGCCCGGUCAGCCAGGCCUUGGGCCCGCCUCCACAGCUCUACCUCCACGACGGCAGGUCAGAGGUUAAAGCCAGACAGGAUGUCAAACCUGACUUCCGGCAUCCUCCUUUCACUGAUUACAGGCAACCUCCAGUAGACUACCGACACCCGCCGGUUAGUGAUUACAGACAGCCGCCGACGCUGGACUACAGACACCCGCCUGGUCUGCUGGACUUCAGACAGCACCCUGCAGCGGCCCAGUUUCCUCUGGGCAUCCCUCCCGACUUCAGACACCAGGACUAUGACUACUUUACGGUGGAGCUGGAGAAAAGCACAAAGGGUUUUGGCUUCAGUAUCCGUGGGGGCAAAGAGUACAAGAUGGACCUGUUUGUGUUGCGCCUGGCUGAAGAUGGUCCCGCCAUACGAAACGGAAGGAUGAGGGUAGGGGAUCAGAUCAUAGAGAUUAACGGCGACAGCACUCGGGACAUGACUCACGCCCGUGCCAUUGAACUCAUCAAGGCGGGAGGCAGGCGGGUCAGGCUGCUGCUUAAGCGAGGCACAGGACAGGUGCCAGAAUACGACUGUGCCGCCCCCUGGGAUACCUUUUCUACAGCCCACCCUGCCCUGCAGGAAGUGACCCUCGCCCUACCCGAAUCCAUUGCUCUCAUCCCAUUUAGCCCUGGUCACCCCGCAUCAGCUCCCUCUAGAGGCCACAGUGUACACGGCAGAUAAAGCUCCACAGCCGGCUGACCACAGCUCCGUGAGGGGGGCUACAGGUGGCAGGUCCACCCACCAGAAGUGUAUCAUCAGAGGGCAGGGAACCCAACAGGGAUCUGGAGAGUUGGA